Messenger RNA from Magallana angulata, 3350 nucleotides. Its product is annotated as serrate RNA effector molecule homolog. The record is from RefSeq and is a predicted model, not a curated record. Gene Ontology annotation, molecular function: RNA binding. Gene Ontology annotation, cellular component: nuclear body. Gene Ontology annotation, biological process: primary miRNA processing; mRNA processing. The transcript has 23 exons. Lineage: Eukaryota; Metazoa; Mollusca; Bivalvia; Ostreida; Ostreidae. The coding region runs from base 104 to 2914 and encodes 936 amino acids.
CCGGUUAUUGUGGUGAAGAAAACGCCGAAAGGUUAUUUUUACUUCUUUAAUAAAACAUACCCUCGAUAUUCCAUCACAAGGUUUGAAUAUUGAUAAGACAAAAAUGGCAGAUAGUGAUGAUGAAUAUGACAGAAGAAAAGGCCGUGAAAAAUUUAGAAGGGAAAGAAAUGAUUAUGAAAGGCGAGAAGAAAGAAGAGGUCGCGAUCCUAGAGAAUCUUGGGACAGAGAAAGUCGAUCAUCUGGGCGAGCUAGAGAGGCCUGGAGCAGUAGAAGUAGAGAAAGACAUGAUCCUUACAGAGAAUAUGAAGCAAGGAGACGGGAGAGAUACAGCCCAAGCACACGAAGGGAUAUGAGUCCACCCCACGCUAAACGAAUGAGACAUGAUUGGGAUGAUCAAGGAUAUCCUCCGUAUGAGAUGGGGGGAUAUGGGGGAGCACCCAUGCAGCCACCCCCUAGCUGGGGUCCUUCACCAGACAUGAGAGGCCCUCCACAGGCAGAUUUCAACCCAGGACAAGGAGGAGGAAGAGACUUAGACUUUCCCACCCAGCCACCAAUGUUGACAUUUAAACAGUUUCUGUCGCAGCAAGAGGACAAUAUCAGUGACCAGGAUGCCAUUAAAAAAUAUAAUGAAUACAAAGACGAGUUUAAAAGACAACAAAUUAACGAGUUCUUCUUGGCACACAAAGAGGAAGAAUGGUUUAAGAUAAAAUAUCACCCAGAGGAAUGCGAGAAGAGGAACAGAGAAGUGAAGAAAGCCCUCCAACACCGCUGUAAUGUCUACAUGGAGCUAAUGGAUUCGGGAAGGAUAGAGGAAACCUGGGUCGAUUUCGAGAAGUCUGAUGAACUUGUCAAAUUGCUGGAUGCUGCUGUCAUCAAGAUGGAAGGAGGGACUGAUUUUGAUAUGACAGUUCUGGAUCAGGCAACAGAAGAGGAGCGGGAUGGAAACAGGAGUCGCAAUAACUCCGAGUCAGCACCACUGGAAAGUCCUGAUGAAAAGAAAAAGAGAAAGAGAUCUGUUUCAUCAGACAAAAAACCAGAUGAACCACUAAAACUACCCAUAUCAGGUGAACAGAAAGAGCUCAUGAAACAAGCUCAGGAGUUUUCUAAGCAGCAACAGGCCAAGAAUGGAAGUGAAUCCAGCUCUCCUGUCCCUGAAGAAAGCACUGUUAAAGAAACAAAGAAACCAAAGAAAAAGAAGCGACACAGGGAUAAGACAGGCUAUGAUUACGAGAGUGGGUCAGAGUCUGAGAGCGACUCCGAGUCUGAACCUGUUCCCCCCGGACUGGAGGAGUCUGGAGAAAUAGUUGAAGGAGAAAAGUCUGAGGAUGGAGACGAACAAAAUGUGUCCUCAUCAACGGAGACCUCAAAAGCAAAAGAGGAGGAAACUCCAAAAGAAGCUAAUAUGUCAGAUGGAGAAGAGAAAGACCAGGACACAACAGAGGAUAAAGCCAAGAAUGACAAAAAAGACACUGUCCCCAAACCAAGGGCUCUUCACAAAACCUCCUCCAUCUUCCUCAGAAAUCUGGCUCCCUCAAUCACCAAGCAAGAAGUGGAAGCUAUGUGUAAGAGAUAUCCUGGAUUUGUUAGAGUGGCCCUCCAGGACCCUCAGCCUGAGAGGAGGUUCUUCAGAAGAGCCUGGGUGACAUUUGAGAGGGAUGUCAACAUCAAAGAGAUUUGCUGGAACCUGAACAACAUCAGGCUGAGGGACUGUGAACUUGGAGCUACAUUAAAUCGUGAACUCAAACAGAGAGUGCGACCUGUCAAUGGAAUCUCGGCUCACAAACAAGUGGUCCGUGCCGACAUUAAACAAGCAGCCAAAAUCAUUCAGAUCUUGGACUCCAAAUGGGGAAUGUGGGAGGACCCCGAGGAAGAAAAGAGGGACAAAUCUAAAGAGGGCUCUUUUAGUUUUACAUCCAAGAAUCCUGUACUAAAGAACAUUACAGAUUACCUUGUGGAAGAGGGAAGUUUUGAAGAGGAAGAACUACUUGGUGAGAAGAUGGAAGAAGGAGAAAAAGAAUCCAACAAUGAAGUGACCGUAGAGAGAGAUGAGCGCAUGAUCAAGGCUUUGGACAGGAUGAUUUUAUACCUGAGGAUUGUUUACUCCAUUGAUUAUUACAGUGCUAAUGAGUAUCCUAAUGAGGAUGAGAUGCCACACAGGUGUGGCAUCAUGCAUUCUCGAGGGGUACCACCAACAACUAAAAUUACCCAACAGGAUGUGAAUGACUGGAUCACAAACACAGAAAACAAGUUGAAGCAGUUUACAGAGGUUGUAGAAAAAUUAUCAGAGGAAGAUUCCAUCAAAUUCGGCAGGAAAGAUCCAGAGGCAGAGGUGGAGAAGUUUGUGACCCUGAAUACUCAGGAACUCUCCAAAGACAAGUGGCUGUGUCCCAUCAGUGGCAAGAAAUUCAAGGGCCCGGAGUUUGUCAGGAAGCACAUCUUUAACAAGCAUGGGGAAAAGGUGGAUGAAGUCAGGACUGAGGUGACCUUUUUCAAUAAUUACCUGGUGGACCCUAAACGACCUGCUUUACAAGAACAUCCUAAGAAUAAACAGAAGGAGGGAUCUGGUAGGGAGCAGUUCACCAGCCCCAACACUGGCUACCAGGCCCCUCCCCAGCAGGGAAUGAUGGGAUACAACCAGCCAAUGGCACCACCAAUGAGGAAUUACGGAUCUGGUGGGAAUGCUCCACACCAUUACCCAAAUCCUGGGGGGUAUGGAGGUCACGACUACCGGGGUGACUACCGAAGAUCUGGGGGAGGAUACAGAGGACACUUCAGAUCCAAUAAUGCUAUGAAGCGGAAUUCUGAACAAUCCAAUGUUGCAAUGAAGCGGAAUUCUAAACAUCGCAGAUCUGAUCCAAGGGGAAUAAUCGAGUAUCGUGACCUGGAUGCACCGGAUGACGGCGACAUUUUCUGAGGAUGCGGUGUAGGGGGCGGGGACCUUAUAGUUGGAGCAUACAUUAUCAAAGACUCGUUUGCCAGACUUGUAGAUAGUAAUGUUGUGAGCUGUCUUAUAGUGAUGUAGCUGACAUUUUUUAUUAUCAAAUAUUGGAGCUAAUGCAUUUCUGUUAAAAACAUUUGAUGGAAUGUCAGUAAAAGUGGAUGCUUUUUAACAGAUUUUUAAUAAAUUUCGUCGUAACAUGUGCAGGUUGCAAUUACUUCCGCAAAAAAUAUUGAUUAUAAAGUUUGGAAUUGUAGUGUGAAGAAUAUCUGUACAUGUGCAUGUCAGAUUUUAUUGCAAUACAUGUAUUUAUGUUGACCUUUAUAUCACCCAUACUCAUACCAUAAAGCACAGUUUUAAUGAUUCAUUUUGUGUUUCUGGCACUUGUGAAUAAAUUAAUCAUGUUUGAAUA